Molecule: messenger RNA, 1839 nt
Organism: Fonsecaea erecta
Lineage: Eukaryota; Fungi; Ascomycota; Eurotiomycetes; Chaetothyriales; Herpotrichiellaceae
Exons: 3
Coding region: 1-1839 (612 amino acids)
Biological process (GO): protein targeting to membrane; peptidyl-L-cysteine S-palmitoylation
Cellular component (GO): Golgi apparatus; endoplasmic reticulum
Molecular function (GO): protein-cysteine S-palmitoyltransferase activity
Source: RefSeq, a predicted model, not a curated record
AUGGCUGUCAGACCCUCGACCGCUCGAAGCGAAAUCUCGUCGGCCAUCUCUGAAGAUGGGUACGGAUCCAGACCCCCGUCGGGUGUCCCUCUCCCUGCGCUGCCCAAUCCUCCACCUUCACAACACGGUUACGCCCAUCUUAGAGGGAUCACACAACCUACAAACCGCUCAAUAAGAAGCAAUCCUUCCCCGGCCGCUCCUGCCGCCCCGUCCAGCACAGCUGGCUCGAGUCGGCCGCAAAGCCCUGUAUCUCAGGGCAGUCGCACUCAUGUCCCCUCGUUAACGGCACAAGGCUUUUUCAAGCCAAUGAGCUCCCAAAGGCUACAAGCACAAAGGUUGAGGAGACCUCUCGGCGCAAGAACAAUGCAGCCGCCAGCGCCCAUUCCAGACGGGGAUGUGGAUGAAGAUGCUCGGAGUGUUGCGUCUAGCAGACAAGGUCCCUUCCAUGCGAUGCCUAGGAGCCAUCGUCCCGCGCCAUCCAUCACGACCGAGUAUACUCAAUCGGAAGCACCAGACACCGCCGAUGCCGCAUCUCCCGAUUUUGUCUCGCAACAUGACGGUGACACGCAGCUCGUCAAUGGAGCCACCUCGCAGAAACCGCACCGGCCAUCUCGGCUUAAUAUCGCUACCACUCUCAAGGCUGGCGACCCGCCUCAGAAGUCGCCUCUCUCUUUUCGAUCUGGCUUGAGCCUAGCCAGCAAGCAUCGCUUGGAGGCUGGACAUCUGCCUUUAUCUUCGAAUGCGACUUCUCCCGCGUAUCCACCCGACACCAACACCGAGGUUGCGGUAAAGAGUGCUCUCGGCAAGAAUUAUGAGUAUUUUGAAGGCAACACCAUCUUUUGGCUGGGAGGGCGCAUUCAAAACGCUCGAGAUCGUCCCAUCAACAUCGCCACCGGCAUAUUCUUGGUUCUGCCCGCGAUCUUGUAUUUUGUUUAUUCGGCCUCGUGGUUGUGGCAUCAUGUCUCUCCUGCCAUCCCGAUAAUAUUUGCUUAUUUGUUUUUCAUUUGUUUGUCUUCUUUUCUUCAUGCUUCUCUUGUUGAUCCGGGGGUCUUUCCUCGAAACAUCCAUCCGUUUCCGCCGGAGGACAACCAGGACCCUUUGGCCCUAGGACCUCCCACUAAUGACUGGGUCAUGGUACGACUAGCCACCUCGCAAACAGCGGCGAUGGAUGUGCCAGUCAAGUAUUGCAAAACCUGCAACAUCUGGCGACCGCCACGGUGUUACCAUUGCCGAGUCUGCGAUAAUUGUGUCGAAACCCUAGACCACCACUGCGUGUGGCUCAAUAAUUGCGUGGGCCGUCGCAACUACCGGUACUUCUUCACCUUCGUCAGCACGGCAACCGUUUUGGGUCUCUAUUUGGCUUUUGCGUCCCUGGGCCAUGUGAUUGCCUAUCGAAACCAGAGACACGUCUCUUUCGGGACCGCCAUAAACCGAAAUCGCGUCCCUUUCGCCAUGUUCAUUUAUGGAUUGCUGGGGUUUGCGUACCCGUUCGCAUUGUGGAUGUACCACCUGCUCCUGGUUGGCAAGGGCGAAACUACGCGAGAGUAUCUCGCAUCUCGAAGAUUUCCCAAGGCUGAGAGGCAUCGACCUUUCACACAGGGAAACUUCAUCAAAAAUUGGAUCUCGGUGCUGGCACGGCCCAAGCCACCUACGUAUCUGCAUUUCAAGAAGCGAUAUGAAGAAGGUGACCAGCGGUUUGGGAUGCGGAAGGCACACCGGCAAGCGAGGCUGGGCAAUCGGCUGCAGAACGGUGAAAUGGAGAUGAAGCCGGUUCAGGGGCCACAUAAGACUUUUGAAGGCCCUGCAGGCAGGAAUUUGCCCAACAAAGACCCCAAAUGA